Molecule: messenger RNA, 885 nt
Organism: Malassezia globosa CBS 7966
Lineage: Eukaryota; Fungi; Basidiomycota; Malasseziomycetes; Malasseziales; Malasseziaceae
Exons: 1
Coding region: 1-885 (294 amino acids)
Biological process (GO): phosphatidic acid biosynthetic process
Cellular component (GO): endoplasmic reticulum membrane
Molecular function (GO): ATP-dependent diacylglycerol kinase activity
Source: RefSeq, a predicted model, not a curated record
AUGACUUUAGGACUCGAGUCCGGCGUGCCAAGACUCUGUGGUACAAUGGUCGAGCCAGUCCCUGGAAAGAAGGCGCCAUUUGAUCGCACGCAUCGUUCCAACUCAUUCGAUGCGGGAGGUGCUGUGUUACAUGCGCUUGCGCGUUCUCCGCAUUACAAUGAGAAUCUGCAUCGUCAAGGUGACAUGGAACCUGUGCCCGGGUUAAACCUCGACGCGGGUUCGGGAGGCUCGAUGUACGAAUUUUUCGUUCACAAGUGGGAGAUUCCUCGCAAGCUGUUCCAUUGUGUGACUGGAUUUGUCGUACUCAAUCUUUACAGGUUGAAUGUGGAUGUGCAUUUGAUCGUUAAAGUACUGUUUUACAUUUUCCUUGUGGUUGCCUCAGCAGACCUGCUUCGUUUGAACUCGCCUUCAUUUGAGCGUUUGUAUGAAACUGUUCUUGGUGUUCUUAUGCGGGAAGGAGAAAAGGAGCGUGUCAAUGGCGUUGUUUGGUACUUGGUUGGCGUCAUGAUGAGCCUGCAUUUUUUCCCGGAGGAUAUUUCUAGCGUUUCGAUCAUCAUUUUGUCUUGGUGUGAUCCUGCAGCAUCUACUUUUGGUCGCCUUCUUGGAAAACAUACUCCGUCACUUCCGAGUCGUAUUUUUGCCCGUCGUAAAUCACUCGCUGGUUUUGUUGCAGCCUGGAUUGUCGGUACUUUUAUUGCAUAUCUAUUUUGGGGCACCGGUAUUGCAAAGCGAAGUGAGCGUGCUUCGGGCGUGUCCUGGAUGCCUGGCGGAUACGCUACUUUUGGCACUCCUCUCAUGCCGAUUCUUUCCGCACAGCCUGGCAUGGUUUUGCACAUGGUUUGGCAGCAUCGGAUCCGGGUUUUUCUGAGAGACUUAGGACUAUGA